AUGGCGUCCAACGACCAGUUCUCCAUUCGCGUGAAGAAAUUCAUGACGAACCCCCUGCUCUCCCGCAAGCAGUUCUGCCUAGAUGUCCUUCACCCAGGCAGGGCCAACGUCUCCAAGAGUGACCUCAGGGACCGUAUCGCGAAGCAGUUCAAAAUCAAGGACCCCAAGACCAUGGUCCUCUUCGGGUUCAAGACGUACUUCGGAGGCGGCAUGAGCUCGGGCUACUGCCUGAUCUACGACACGGUCGCCAACCUUAAGAAGUACGAGCGCCAGUACCGCCAGGUGCGCCUCGGCCUUGAGGAGGCACCAAAGGAGAUGGGUCGCCGCGCCAAGAAGGAACUCAAGAACAGACGCAAGAAGGUUAGGGGCAAGGAGAAGGCUAAAUGCACAGCCGGAAAGAAGAAGUGA
Molecule: messenger RNA, 408 nt
Organism: Babesia ovata
Lineage: Eukaryota; Apicomplexa; Aconoidasida; Piroplasmida; Babesiidae
Product: 40S ribosomal protein S24
Exons: 1
Coding region: 1-408 (135 amino acids)
Biological process (GO): translation
Cellular component (GO): ribosome
Molecular function (GO): structural constituent of ribosome
Source: RefSeq, a predicted model, not a curated record